Molecule: messenger RNA, 5783 nt
Organism: Vigna angularis (adzuki bean)
Lineage: Eukaryota; Viridiplantae; Streptophyta; Magnoliopsida; Fabales; Fabaceae
Product: protein FAR1-RELATED SEQUENCE 3
Exons: 4
Coding region: 304-5574 (1756 amino acids)
Biological process (GO): DNA integration; regulation of DNA-templated transcription
Molecular function (GO): nucleic acid binding; zinc ion binding
Source: RefSeq, a predicted model, not a curated record
GGUAAAUAUGACGUGUGCACUCAUAUCUAACAUAUGCAACGCUACAUCCACCCACUCUUACGCUCCUUCCUCCUCCGUCUCCGCAACCGCCCGGAGCUGCUCGACCACAAACCCUAGCUCUUGCCAAAACGCACCGGUUUCGUUUCCUCGCCGUUCGUGCGUUUCUGCGAUUCUUCAACCUGAUAAGGAGCACUGAAAUUAUUGACUGGCUUUAUUAGCGCCAUACAUAUUCAUCUCUGCAAAUUAAGGCAACGUAUCUUUCUAUUUGAUAGGAUUAAAGCAUGCAACUUUUGCUACAUACAAAUGAUAAACAUGGGAGAAGGAAGUGACCAUCAAGCUAUGGCGGAUGAUGGGAAUGUUGAACAUAUUGGAGGUGGAGUUAAUAAGGCUGAAAACAACUCUGGCUCUCAUGUUGAGGUUGGGGUUUCUGAGCCAUAUGUGGGUAGGGAGUUUGAUUCUGAAGAUGCUGCAAAGACUUUCUACAAUGAGUAUGCCAGACGAGUGGGUUUCAGCUGCAAAGCUGGUGCAAAGGGUCGUUCCAAAGCCAUUGGGGAGAAUAUGUACUGCGAAUUUGUCUGUGGCAGGGAGGAUUUGAAAAGAAAGCUUGCUGGCAGUUGCAAUGCAAUGAUUAGGAUCGAGAAGAAGGGCCAAAAUAAUUGGGUUGUUACACAAUUUGUAAAGGAGCAUAGCCAUUCCAUGGCAAACCUUAGUAAGGUGCAGAGUAUUAGGCCUCGCAAGCACUUUUCUAGUGUGGGAAGAACCAUGCCUGAAACUUACCAAGGAGUGGGGCUUGUUCCAAGCGGUGUGAUGUAUGUAUCUAUGGAUAAGAAUGGCAUUCCUACUAAGAAUAUUCACGGGAUUAGGAAUAUUCCUGCUGUUGCUACUAUUGCUGAAACAGUUCACCCGGUUAAAAGUCCUUCAAUGAUGAAUUAUGCUGUUAGACCACCUAUUCAAAGGAGGACAUUAGGGAGGGAUGCUCACAACCUGCUGGAGUACUUUAAGAAAAUGCAAGCUGAGAACCCUGGUUUCUUCUAUGCAAUACAACUUGAUGAUGAUAAUCACAUGUCUAAUGUGUUUUGGGCAGAUGCGAGAUCAAGGACUGCUUAUGGUCAUUUUGGUGAUACGGUUACUAUGGACACAACUUACAGAAUAAAUCAAUAUAGAGUGCCCUUUGCUCUGUUCACCGGGGUAAACCAUCAUGGUCAGAUGAUUUUGUUUGGUUGUGCACUCCUCUUGGAUGAUUCUGAGGCUUCUUUUAUCUGGCUCUUCAAGACAUUUUUGACAGCAAUGAAUGAUCGUUACCCUGUCUCUAUCACUACUGAUCAAGACAGAGCUAUACAAACAGCAAUUUCACAAGUUUUUCCUCAAACACGGCACUGUAUAAGCAAAUGGCAUGUCUUGCGAGAAGGCCAUGAGAAGUUGGCCUAUGUAUGCAACAUGCAUCCAAAUUUUCAGAUUGAACUAUAUAAUUGUAUUAAUCUGACAGAAACAGUUGAGGAGUUUGAUUCAUCGUGGAAUUUUAUCAUGAAUAAAUACGAUCUCACAAAAAAUGAUUGGCUUCAGUCAUUGUACAAUGCUCGUGCACAAUGGGUUCCAGCAUAUUUCCGUGAUUCAUUUUUUGCAGUAAUAUCUCCUAAUCACGGAAUUGAAGGUUCUUUUUUUUAUGGUUUUGCCAACCAUCAGGCGACAUUGCCAGUGUUCUUUAGGCAGUACGAACAAGCUUUAGAGAGCUGGUUUGAAAAAGAAUUAGAAACAGAUUAUGAGACAAUUUGCACCACCCCUGUCCCGAGGACACCUUCCCCAAUGGAGAAGCAGGCUGCUAAUCUCUAUACUCGGAGAAUAUUUUCAAAGUUUCAAGAAGAGCUAGUGGAAACCUUUGCUUAUACAGCCAACAGAAUUGAAGAAGAUGGAGAAAGUAGCAUAUUCAGGGUUGCAAAAUUUGACGAUGACCAAAAGGCUUAUGUUGUCACAUUAAACCUUUCUGAGUUGAGAGCUAACUGUAGUUGCCAAAUGUUUGAGUAUUCAGGCAUUCUAUGUAGACAUGUUCUAACUGUUUUUACUGUGACUAAUGUACUUACAUUGCCAUCUCAUUAUAUUUUAAAACGGUGGACAAGAAAUGCAAAAGUCAGUGCUGGGUCAGUUGAACAUGCCGGUGAACUGCAUGUACAUGAGUCUUUGGCAUCACGAUAUAGCAAUCUUUGUUGGGAAGCCAUCAAAUAUGCUGAAGAAGGGGCAAUGACUGUGGAAACACAUGAUACUGCAAUUGGUGCUCUUCGAGAAAGUGCAAAGAAGAUUUCUUUCAUGAAGAGAAGUGUUGCCAAAGUUUCCCCACCCAGUCAUCCCGUCAGCGGGGCUGCUUAUGAUGACAGAAAAUCCCCUACUUCAACAGCAGAUACAAACCCUCUUCUGUGGCCACAGCAGGAUGAAAUAACGAAGAGGUUUAAUCUUAAUGAUGCUAGUACUCCUGUUCAAUCAGUUGCUGAUCUAAAUUUACCACGAAUGACCCCAGUGUCUCUUCAGCGAGAUGAUGGUACACCUGAAAACAUGGUGGUUUAUCCCUGUCUGAAAUCAUUGACAUGGGUAAUGGAGAACAAGACCUCAACACCAGGGAAUAGAGUGGCUGUUAUCAAUCUUAAGGAUCUUGCCACGGGGAAGACGAUUUUAACUGCUAAGGAGCAAAGUGGGUUGUAUCUAUUGGAGACUAAUGACCAAAGCACAACAAAUAUUUUGAGUCUACAAGCUACAUCUGAGACGUGGGCAAACUCUCAAAUAUGGCUUCAUCAUAAAAGGCUUGGACAUCCUUCAUUUAACGUUAUCAAGUCUUUAUUUCCCCAUUUGUUUACCAAUGAGUCUGUUGAGUCUUUUAAUUGUGAUAUUUGUCAAUUAUCAAAACAUCAUCGUGCAUCUUAUCCUAUUAGUAAUAAAAAGAGUACUUCUCCUUUUGAUUUAAUUCACACUGAUGUUUGGGGACCAGUUGUCGCAUCUAUUUCUGGAGCAAAAUGGUUUGUUACCUUUAUUGACGAUUGCACUCGUGUCACAUGGACAUACCUUAUGAGCAAUAAAUCUGAAGUUUUCCAAAUCUUUGUUAAAUUUUUUCAUCUUGUCCAAAAUCAAUUUGGAAGAAAUAUCAAAAGAAUUCGGUCUGAUAAUGGUACUGAAUAUGUUAAUCAUGAAUUCCUCAAUUUUUUCUCUCAUAAUGGUAUUGUUCAUGAACUUACAUGUGUAAACACUCCUCAACAAAAUGGGAUUGCGGAGAGAAAGAAUCGUCAUCUCCUUGAAGUAACUAGAGCUCUUCUUUUUCAAAUGUCUGUUCCAAAAAUUUACUGGGGGGAAGCAGUGUUAACUGCCACAUAUCUCAUCAAUAGGUUACCUACCCGUGUCUUAAACGGCAUUAGUCCUAUAGAGUCUUUAUUGUCUUUUGUUCCUUCUUCCCCUUUAAUAUCAAGUCUGCCUAGUAGAAUUUUUGGAUGUAUUGCUUUUGUUCACUCUCAUCACCCUAAUCGUAGCAAAUUAGAUCCAAAAGCCCUUAAAUGUAUCUUUAUAGGGUAUCCUUCUAAUAAAAAAGGGUACAAAUGUUAUCAUCCUCAGAGUCGUCGCAUCUUUAUCAGCAUGGAUGUCACAUUUCAUGAAACACAGUCCUUUUAUGUCAGUUCACCACUUCAGGGGGAGAAAACACUUGAAAUGGAUGAACUCUCCUUCUUGUCAUUACCAUGUCAGUCUUCGCAGGAUGCCCAAGACCUGAGCAAUGAAACUAUUAGGAUCCAUAAUAAGGAUGAAGAAGAAGACAAAUUUUUUGGUCAAAAAUAUGAAAGAAGAAAACAACCCACUUCGACUCUAGAGCAAGAAAAAUUGUCUAAUCCGGAGGUGAGAAUCCCUGAAGACAACAUCGAAGAGGUAAGUAUUACUGAUGACUUGCCCAUUGCAUUGAGAAAAGAAAGGAGAUCAUGUGCUAAAUAUCCCAUUUCUCAACAUGUUUGCACUAACAAUCUCUCUGAUAAGCAUAGAAGUUUUAUUGCUGCCAUUGAUGCAACAAAAAUUCCUACCUCAAUCCAAGAAGCCAUGAAACUUGAACAUUGGACUCAAGCCAUGAAAGAAGAGAUGAAUGCAUUAGAAAGAAAUUCAACUUGGGAAAUUGUUGACAAGCCAAGAGACAAGAAGGCAGUAGGAUGUAGAUGGCUAUUCACAGUGAAACAUAAGGCGGAUGGAACAAUAGAAAGAUAUAAAGCGAGACUGGUGGCAAAAGGCUAUACUCAAACCUAUGGGAUUGACUAUGAGGAGACAUUUGCUCCUGUGGCAAAGAUGAAUACAGUUCGAGUUAUUCUUGCUUUGGCGGCUCAUUUUAGAUGGGACUUACACCAGUUGGAUGUAAAGAAUGCCUUUCUUCACGGAGAUCUGGAAGAGGAAGUUUACAUGGAUAUUCCCCCAGGGUUUGAAGUGAAAAAUGAACGAAACAAGGUUUGUCUCCUAAAGAAAGCAUUGUAUGGUCUUAAGCAAUCCCCUAGAGCAUGGUUUGGAAGAUUUACAAAAGCAAUGAUUUCCUUGGGAUACAGACAAAGCCAAGGAGACCACACUCUGUUCAUAAAACAUUCAUCUACAGGUAAACUCACCCUAUUGCUUGUCUAUGUGGAUGACAUGAUUAUUGCAGGAGAUGACGAAGCAGAAAAGUUGGCAUUAAAAGAAAAACUGGCAGCUCAAUUUGAAAUAAAAGACCUAGGAAAACUUAAAUACUUUCUUGGAAUAGAGGUUGCUUACUCCAAGGAAGGAAUAUUCAUCUCCCAAAGGAAAUAUGUACUUGAUCUCCUCAAAGAAACGGGAAAACUGGGAUGUCGAACUUCAACAAUUCCUAUAGAACAGAAUCAUAGAAUUGGAAGUGAAGAAAGUGCUCCUGUAGAGAAGACCCAAUAUCAAAGAUUAGUAGGAAAACUAAUCUAUCUAUCACACACAAGACCAGACAUUGCCUAUGCAGUUAGUGUAGUAAGCCAAUUCAUGCAUGAUCCAAGAAAUAGACACAUGCAAGCAGUUGAUAAAAUUCUCCAGUACUUGAAGUCAAGUCCAGGGAAGGGAUUGUUGUUUAAAAGGGAAGACACAUUAGGUAUGAAAAUAUAUACUGAUGCUGAUUAUGCAGGGUCUAUUACUGAUAGAAAAUCUACUUCUGGGUAUUGUAUGUUUCUUGGAAAUAGUCUGGUAACAUGGAGGAGCAAAAAGCAAGACAGAGUAUCUCGCUCUAGUGCAGAAGCUGAAUUUCGAGCCCUUGCUCAAGGAAUGUGUGAAGGACUUUGGAUGAAAAUCAUUUUGGAUGAUCUUAAAAUUAAGAUAGACAGUCCUAUGCAACUAUACUGUGACAAUAAGUCUGCCAUAAGCAUUGCUCAUAAUCCAGUACAACAUGACAGGACAAAGCACAUUGAGAUUGACAGACACUUUAUAAAAGAUAAUCUAGACAGAGGCUUUAUGAUUACAACUCAUGUUCCAACAGGUCUUCAGCUAGCAGAUAUUUUUACAAAAGGGCUACCUCAGGGAAGAUUUCAAGAUCUUGUAAGCAAGUUGGGAAUGAUUGAUAUUCAUUUACCAACUUGAGGGGGAGUGUUGUAAUUAGAGAAAACCUUACUAAGUAUUUUUCUAUAAUUAUUUAGGUAUGAGGUGCCUAACUUAGGGGUGCCUAACAUAGGAGGUGCCUAACUUAGAGGUGCCUAACUUAAGGAGGUGCCUAACUUUUACUCCUAUAAAUACAUUAGUAUGUUGUAAUAAUAUGUAUUGAAAUAAAUAUAGUUCUACAUGUUUCUCAA